AUGAAUUACGAUCUUAUAGGAAGGUUGCUCCUGUCGCUACCUGCGGAGGAUGCAGAAGAUGCUAGGAUGGCGGCGUUGGCGGAUAAGAUCUCCACGUAUUUCACACCAAACCAGAAUCUUCUAUAUCGUGGUGUUGCAGGAAUAGGGCGCCACGGCGGUGCAAUUAUUUUCCUAGACAAAAGAAGACAGCCCCCUCGGAGAAUAGUCGUAAAGUACUCGCUUAGCGAUGAGGCGGACUGGGACUUGAGGAACGAGGCUCGAUGUCUCGAAUUGCUGAGAGGAGCCGAGCAUAUCGGGCAGAUUAUUCCGCUCGCUGAGGCUAAUCUUAAUGUAUCCGGUACUGGGAAACGUCCUACCCUCGCGCUGGAUUAUAUUCCGUAUGUGGUGCGUCAGGUGCUAGCUAUGGCUUUCCCUCCAGAGGGCGGACCGGAUGAGCCGCUGAGACAGGAAGUAUUUCACCCUCAUAUGCCAUUAGGAUUGAUGCAGAAUUCAGCCCAUGGUAAUAAUGUCAUCAUUGGCGAUUUAACUAGUGACUUGGAGCAUUCGAUUGUUCCAGUAUUCAAGCUCAUUGACUUUGGACGGGGAGAGAUAAUACCGGACGUACAAUCCGCGGUGGAAAAUAAUAUAAGAAAUAUAGGAAUUUUUUUUAUUAUUGUUGCCAUACCUAGGACCGGUAGGGAUUAUCUAAACGAGGUGCCAAAUGGGGGCUGGCAGUAUCAAUUCGUGAACAGAGAAACCGGUGUACUUCAACAGAUAGGGACAGAGGCUCCCCCUCAUUUUACGGAGUAUAAGUAUAUAGAUCUUGAAUUACGAGACCUCGUAGCAAGGUGCAUGGCGAUUAGGCGUGGAGACGGCGUGUCUCUAGAGGAGCUUAUACACGCAGCCGAGAGAGGUGUGGCAAAAACACACGAAGAUAUAAUAUACGAGGAUAACACAUCAGAUAACUCAGCAGGUAUCAAAUAUAUCGAGAUGGACGAAUCACUUAGGAUUAUGGUACAACGAUUUAUAUUCGAUGCCGGUACUAUACAAGAGGAAGCAGCCACGUUCGAUCGACAUACAGUCAACGACCAUCUAGGAACAACUCUACUAGGUCUCAAUGCGACUACAAGACCAGGACGAGCCCCAAGGCCUCGAUUCCAGCAAAGUGGUCAAGAACAAGAUACGGUAGUUGAUGAUGGCAUCGACGAGAAUUAA
This is a messenger RNA of Daldinia vernicosa, 1194 nucleotides long. RefSeq lists its product as uncharacterized. Bases 1 to 1194 code for a protein of 397 amino acids. NCBI's taxonomy places the organism in Eukaryota, Fungi, Ascomycota, Sordariomycetes, Xylariales, Hypoxylaceae. The record is from RefSeq and is a predicted model, not a curated record. The transcript is spliced from 5 exons.